AUGGUGGAGAAACAAUCAUUACAACAAGUCGUAACUGCUUUGCAAUUACCAGCAGUAGUAGCAUUUGGAAAUCCUCUGCUGGAUGUUGUUUCUACAAUUCAGGAUGCCAAUUUAUUGGAAAAAUAUAAAUUGGAAGUUGACAGUGAGAUUGAAUUGCCAGAGGAUAUUAUUCAACAAAUCUUAGCUGAUUUGCCUACUGACUGGAAUCAACGAGUUGCUGCUGGAGGAUGUGCACAAAAUACUGCGAGAAUACUCCAAUGGCUUUGUGGAGGUCCGAAAAUUCCUCACGUUGCUGUUAUUUGUGGAGGAAUAGGCAAUGAUUCUCGGGGCGCGACUCUUGAAAAAUUAGUCAAAGCUACUGGAGUUGAAACACGGUACGCUCUGCAUCUUGAUUUACCAACUGGAAUAGCUCUGUCGUUAUCAAGAGACUCUUCAAGAAGUUUGAUCGCUAAUUUAGGCGCUGCUGGUGUUUAUACGCUUGAAGACUUGAAAAAAAGCAAUCUGCCAUGGGAAACUAUAAAAAUAGUUUACAUUGAAGGAUUCUUUUUAACGCACGGUCUUGACGUUGCUAAAGAAGUUGUCAAAUUGACACAGGAUAAAAAUAUUAUUAUUGCUUUUAAUAUUAAUGGCGAGUACAUGGUCCAGGAUCAUCAUGCAGCAAUAUGUGAAAUGGUUGGCCUGGCUAAAAUAGUAUUCGGUAAUGCACGUGAAAUGACAGCACUUGCAAAAGCUUUAAACAUUAAAUUCGACAAUGUAGCAGAUAUUCCGUUCCUCCUAAACAGCUCCAAACGCGUAACUGUUGGUGUAUCUAGUAGUGAGCGCAGUAAAGAUGAUUGGCUGGCUGAUAAUGACAUCUUUGUCAUGACACAAGGUGGUUCUGCUCCAGCUAUUGUAGUCUGGGGACAAGGAAAUUCUGUUCAGGUACAACCAACUAAACCUCCAACUCCAGUAGUUGAUGCAACUGGCGCCGGUGAUGCUCUUGUAGCAGGAUUUUUAGCUGGAGUUCUCUCUCAGUGGGAUCCAAAGUCUUGUUUGGAGUGUGGAUGUAAAACUGCUGGAAUGAUGGUCACAAGACUAGGAGUCACUCUCCCAGAAGUUGUCCCAGAGGAUUUAUUAAAAUAA
This is a messenger RNA of Cotesia congregata, 1122 nucleotides long. NCBI's taxonomy places the organism in Eukaryota, Metazoa, Arthropoda, Insecta, Hymenoptera, Braconidae. The record is from the annotation of a GenBank genome assembly.